AACAUGAUCAGGCAAUGAUGAAGUACAGUAAAUUAUCCAAAAAAAGAGAGAAUGAAACUAAGGCCAGGAUAGAGGCCAAUGAAGACUUGUAUGUAUAUAGAAAAAAAUUCCACCAGACGACAAUGAAUUAUUACUCCUGUAUGAAUAAUCUACAAUAUAAAAGAAAAACAGUUCUUUUGGAGCCAUUGCUCGGCUGCUUACAUUCCCAAAUAAUGCAUUAUAAAACGGGUCAGGAAGGAUUGUCAAACAACUUAGAAGACUUUCUUACAAAUAUCAGUGUCAGUGUACAAAGUGUGCACUCUGAAUUAACAGAAGAGCAGCAAAAAUCUCAACAGAAAAUGGAUGAACUUAUUGGUUCCAGUACAUAUUUUUAUACACCAGACCCAACUCCUGAUAUGCAGAUGAGACCAAGAGCCAUUGAUACUGAUAUCAAACAGAAAGCUGGUUAUCUAUUUGUAAGAUGUAAACAAGGCUUUUCUACAAGAUGGGAAAGACGGUAUUUCUUUACACAAGGUGGUAAUUUAAUGAGCCAACCUAGAGAACAGUUUGCAGGUGCUUUAGUCAUGGAUUUAGAUAAAUGCAAUAUUCAACGAGCUGACUGUGAUGAUCGAAGAUAUGUUUUUCAAAUUACUGCUUCAAAUAAAAG
Messenger RNA from Saccoglossus kowalevskii, 646 nucleotides. Its product is annotated as DCC-interacting protein 13-alpha-like. Gene Ontology annotation, molecular function: protein binding. Gene Ontology annotation, biological process: signaling. Gene Ontology annotation, cellular component: cytoplasm; endosome membrane. The record is from RefSeq and is a predicted model, not a curated record. Lineage: Eukaryota; Metazoa; Hemichordata; Enteropneusta; Harrimaniidae.